CACUGUACCUUAUCACUGUCAGUCAGCCAGCGUCUGGAUUUUUUAUCAAUUCAUUAUUUUAGCCAGUGACAGUGACAUUGGCAAGGAAUCAGGAAGGGCAAACUGAUUUUGAAUAAAAAUAACAAUAGAUCAAUUAAUUAGAAAGAUAAAUAGAAAACAGCCAAAAUGAGUAUGAUUGGAAACUUAUUGAAGCAGCUGAAAAGCAAGGAGUUUAGGCAAUAUUUAAUGAGCACCCAUUUCUGGGGUCCAGUAGCCAAUUGGGGAAUACCUCUAGCAGCCCUCGCAGAUAUACAAAAAGACCCCAGCUUUAUUAGUGGCAAAAUGACACUCGCUCUGUCACUGUACUCGCUGAUGUUCAUGCGGUUCGCAUGGAAGGUGCAACCUCGCAACAUGCUUCUAUUUGCCUGCCAUGUCACCAACGAGGCUGCCCAACUCACACAGGGAGCUCGAUUCAUCAACUACCACUAUCUACAAGAUAGGAAAAAUGACCCAAAGCCCGCUGCCACUACUCAGGCAGCUCCAAUCACACCAGCCAGUCCAAUCCCCAAGGCCAGUAAACCGGUUGCCUCUUAAUUUUAGAACGAUUUUAAAAUGGGAACUAAUCGCUCAUAGUGAGUGCUUUAGAUAUAGAUAGACAAUUUCAAGGAAAAAGAUCAUGGAUUUAUUUUUAAUUUAGUUGUUUAUGGAUAUUGAAUUUGGAAAAGUGUUUUGCGCAAAUGUCUGUGGCAAUCUCAAGCCGUGUUGUUUGUGCUGCUCAAUAAUCAUAAAAGAUUUAUGGAAAAUUUUGUUCAUAGACAAAGUAUAGAUUUGAUUUUUUUAGAAUCAACUUUAUUAGUCUUUUUAAACAGUAAAACUGUAGUUAUCUCAUUCAAUUAAGGAAUUUUUAACUUCUCCAAAUCACACAAAUUAGAUAGAUUUUAAAUAGUAGUUUGUAGUGUAGAUUAUUAGGGAAAUAUUUUAUGUAUAAUCUUUGAUUUUUUUAUCGAAUUGUAGGGCUUUAAAAGCAUUGCUUUAUUUAUUUAAACAUAGAAGACUUUACAUUGGUAUUGUAACAUUUGUGAUAUUCUGCGCACAAUUUAUAAAUAAUCGAAAUUAGCAUAUUUCCUAGUAGGAUAUUAAGCUGAUAUCAGAUGUUUCAUUUUCCUUUCAUUAGAAAUAAAAUGUCUAAACAUAAAAUUAACCAGGAAUGCUGAAUAAAUUAGUGAAACAAUUCAAAGUGAUGUUGGAUAUUAUAUUAGCAUCUUUCAUUUGGAGUGAACCAUCUGAUAUCAGCUUUAGAUAAACUAAAAUCAAUAUCAAUUAAAAAAAACAACUGUGUCAAAGAAUAGUAGUUCAAGUUUUUUUUGUUAUAUUAUAUUUUGAAGCAACUUCAGAUAAAUAAUUAAUAGUGAUACAUUUUUCGUAAAUUGAUGAGCGUUAAAUAUGGCAGUAUACUCUGUGUUGUUUUUAUAGUUUUAUCUUAUAAUUUUAACCUAAAAAUAAUAAAAGAACAGAAAUGAAAUGUCAUAAAAUGACUUGAUACAACUUUAACUAAAAUUAUGUUUGUUAUACACAUAGAGGUAUUCGAAUUUCGGAUUAUUUAUAAAACAUGUCUGUCAUUUGUUCUAUUAUAUUCUUAGGGUGAGUAUAGACUACAACAUUUUCUCGAGCAUUUCUGUGUAUGUAAUGUCACAUUCUAGCGAAUGAUACAAUACAAGCAAAAGCUCAGUCUCCAAAGCAUUUCUAUGUAAUGUAACGUCCGGCGUUAUGUUACGGGUAAAUGCUCACAGCGAGCGAGUCUUUCGUCCCUCUCCUUCCGCGCCACCCCGCAACCGCGCAUCGCCCGCACUUGGUUCGACGAAAUGUUACACCAAUAUGCUCGUUGGUUUGUAACAAACAGGCGAGUGUGCUCGAUGUUUUGUUCGUAAAAGGAUGAUACACUACAACAUCUCAUAGAGCGGCUCGUUGUUCUGUUACAAGUAAAUGUUGUAGUCUAUACUCACCCUUAGAGAAAUGCCUGUUUGCCUAAUAAUAUAAUUAGGGCUGGUCAAUCCAAAAUCUGCCCUAAUUAUCUAGCUUAGAGAAAUCAAUUUUCCAGUGGUUCCAAAAACUACUUAUCUAUGAAUCUUGACAUUUGUGAUCUAUGAUUUGUUGGGGCGCCAUCAGCCUUAUAUCGUAGAAAUAAGUAAGUAGGUUGUACAAAAUGUAGAAUAUAAUGUUAUCAUUAUACAAGGGUAUAUUUUUUAAAUAUUUAUUGUGAAUUUUAUUAUAUUAUACUUGUUGAA
Helicoverpa zea (corn earworm) is the source of this 2264-nucleotide messenger RNA. RefSeq names its product mitochondrial pyruvate carrier 1-like. The record is from RefSeq and is a predicted model, not a curated record. Gene Ontology annotation, biological process: pyruvate import into mitochondria. Gene Ontology annotation, cellular component: mitochondrial inner membrane. Bases 166 to 573 code for a protein of 135 amino acids. The transcript has 4 exons. Lineage: Eukaryota; Metazoa; Arthropoda; Insecta; Lepidoptera; Noctuidae.